Molecule: messenger RNA, 2072 nt
Organism: Benincasa hispida (wax gourd)
Lineage: Eukaryota; Viridiplantae; Streptophyta; Magnoliopsida; Cucurbitales; Cucurbitaceae
Product: putative sphingolipid transporter spinster homolog 2
Biological process (GO): transmembrane transport
Cellular component (GO): membrane
Molecular function (GO): transmembrane transporter activity
Source: RefSeq, a predicted model, not a curated record
GCAUUAUCUUCUUAAAUCCUAACUCAACUUUUCUAAAUCUGAAAUCCCCUAUUCUUAGAAUCGCUUUUUUCACUUCAAUUUUUUUCUCCCAUUUUCAAAAUCUCCAUUUCACUGCCAAACAGAAGCUUUUUCACCAUCUUCUCGCUCUUCUCUGUUUUACCUUCCACUCUCAUUCUCAAUCCCCAUGACUUUACCCACAAAUUCACCUUCUUAAGAUAUCAAAGUUCUUUGCUUUUUCUCUUUUUGUUUCUGGGUUUCUCUCAACGCGAUGGCUAAAAAGGACGAGCCAGUUGAACGUUUAGAGGAGCGUAAUACCCCAGUUAUGGCGGAUAUGGCGAGCUCUGUUAAUGGAGCUUCUAACCCUUCUUGGUUUACGCCAUUGAGGCUGCUUAUCAUAUUUUGUGUCAUCCACCUGAUAAAUUAUAUGGAUAGAGGGGCAAUGGCAAGCAAUGGUGUGAAUGGGCACCGGACAACUUGCACAACUGAUGGUACAUGUACCUCUGGUUCCGGAAUACAGGGCCAAUUUAACUUGAGCAAUUUUGAGGAUGGAGUUCUAUCCUCUGCUUUUAUGGUUGGACUUCUUGUGGCUUGUCCAAUAUUUGCAUCAUUAGCAAAGAGGGCAAAUCCGUUUAGGCUUAUUGGUGUUGGAUUAUCUGUUUGGACUUUGGCAGUAGUUGGCUGUGGUUUUUCAUUUAAUUUCUGGUCUAUUGCUGUAUGUCGCAUGAUUGUUGGUGUUGGUGAGGCUUCAUUUAUAAGUCUUGCUGCACCAUUCAUUGAUGACAAUGCACCAGUUGAGAAGAAAACAGGUUGGCUUGGAAUAUUCUACAUGUGUAUACCAACUGGCUAUGCAAUUGGUUAUCUUUACGGUGGAUUUGUUGGUCAACAUUUAGGCUGGCGCUAUGCAUUUUGGGGGGAGGCAAUAUUGAUGGUUUCAUUUGCAGUUCUUGGUUUUGUUAUAAAACCCUUGCAAUUGAAGGGUUUUGCUCCUCAAGAGACAACUAAUGCACCAAUACCUGUAGAUACGACUGCCUCAUCAGUUAAAGAUGACUUGAAAACUAAAGUUGGAGUAUCUCCCAAGGAUUUCCAAGAGAAGAGUGCAGAAAAUUCUUCCAUUUCUGUCCUUAGCGAAGUAUUGCGAUUUGUGAAAGAUAUGAAAGCGCUUUUGGUCAAUAAGGUUUUUGUCGUCAAUGUUUUAGGUUAUGUGGCAUAUAACUUUGUCAUAGGAGCAUACUCAUAUUGGGGGCCCAAAGCUGGUUACAGUAUUUAUCAAAUGAAAAAUGCAGAUAUGAUAUUUGGAGGGGUUACAGUUGUAUCUGGAAUCUUUGGAACACUAGCAGGAGGUUAUAUUUUGGAUCGCAUGAGCAACACUAUCUCCAAUGCUUUUAAGCUUCUGUCUGCGGCAGUAUUUCUUGGAGCAGCAUUUUGCUUUGGUUCCUUUUGCUUCAAAAGCAUGUAUGGCUUCCUGGUUCUUUUCUCAAUUGGUGAACUACUAGUAUUUGCCAUACAGGGUCCGGUAAAUUUCGUAUGCCUACAUUGUGUGACGCCUAGUCUAAGGCCGCUUUCUAUGGCUAUUUCCACAGUUUCAAUCCACAUUUUUGGAGAUGUACCAUCCUCACCUCUUGUUGGAAUUCUCCAGGACCAUAUUAACGACUGGAGGAAGACUUCUCUCAUUCUUACAGCAUUUCUCUUCCCAGCUGCUAUUAUAUGGUUCAUAGGAAUAUUUCUUCACAGUGUAGAUAGAUUUGAUGAAGAUAAUGAGCAGCAAGUCACGCCGAAUAGAUCGAGUGCAGAACCUUCACUCGAAGCGGAGAAAGUACAACAAACAAACAAAGCUUCUGCUUAAGCUUAAGGUUCCAUAUUCCCAAAUCACCUUUUCUAGUAUGAUUUUAGUGCUUCUUUUUUGUAAAUAGACUAUUUUAGAUGAUCCAUAUUUUUUGAAUGUUUCUACACAAUUCUUUCAGCUAAUAAAAGGUGGAAGAGCCUUGCAUUUAGAAUAUCCUAACAUUCCAUUUGUUCAUGAUGAAAUUUUGGGUUGAAAGUAAAUAUAUGAUGGAUAAAAUGGGAUACUCUUA